Messenger RNA from Tarenaya hassleriana, 749 nucleotides. RefSeq lists its product as uncharacterized. The record is from RefSeq and is a predicted model, not a curated record. Gene Ontology annotation, molecular function: protein dimerization activity. NCBI's taxonomy places the organism in Eukaryota, Viridiplantae, Streptophyta, Magnoliopsida, Brassicales, Cleomaceae. The transcript has a single exon. The annotation marks the transcript as partial.
UUCUCAAAUAUUUCCACACAUUUGAUUUUGUGUUCUAUCUACAACUGAUGUUACUCAUUCUAGGACUCACAGAUAAUUUAUCAAUGGCUUUACAGAGAAAAGAUCAAGACAUUUUGAAUGCCAUUUCGUUGGUAAAAUCUACAAAGAGACAGUUACAACAACAAAGAGACGCUGGAUGGAAUUUGCUUUUAGAUAAUGUGUCUUCUUUCUGUGAGAAACACAAUAUUGAAAUAAUCAAUAUGGAGGAAGAUUAUGUGGGUUCAAGGAGGCUAAGGAAAAAACCCAGUAUAAGCAACUUGCAUCACUAUCAGAUAGAUUGUUUCUAUACUGUUAUGGAUUUCCAGCUUCGAGAAUUCAAUGAUCGAUUUGACGAGGUAAAUUCAGAACUGCUCAUCUGUAUGGCAGCUUUGAGUCCUAUUGACUCAUUUCGUGGGUUUAACAUGCCAAAUCUUGUGAAAUUGGCUGGAUUUUAUCCAGAUGACUUCAGUUUUUCGGAGCAAGUAUCUCUUCGACAUGAACUGAGUAUCUACUUCGACAAUCUGAUGGAAGAUGACAGAUUUUCUAAUUUGGUUAAUCUUGGAGAUCUUGCUCGUCUUAUGGUGGAAACAAAGAAACAUCUUUCAUAUCCAUUGGUAUACAGGCUUUUGAAAUUGGCAUUGAUUUUGCCUGUUGCUACCGCGACUGUUGAGAGAUGUUUUUCAUCGAUGAAUUUUGUGAAGACAGCUUUGCGCAACCGGAUUGGUGAUCAA